CCCCCCUUGGGUGCGCCGCUGACUAGUUUGCGCAAGAUGUAAGAAGUUCGAACUGAAAAAGCUAAUGAUCGAAAUCAAAUGUUCAGACUGCCAAACAAACCUGGCACUAUGAACCGGCAGGCGGGAAAGCAGUGAACGAUUUCAUGAAUGGUUUCUGUACACUUUCCAUAAUAGUUUCAGAAUCCAACAACUAGAACCUUUCAAAAAUUUUACAGAAUUUUGCCAAUUUACGAAAAUUGGACAAAACUAAUGGGGUACGCCACGAUGGAAAAAGCUGGGCGUUUAUUUAAUUUUUUCUCCGCAUUUGCUUGAAACAACAGUACGAUCGCGUGCUCAUCAAUUGAAUCAGAUUAUCUGAAUUAUCAUUUUUGACAAAGUAAAUAUGAGAAAAACUGUUGACUUUAUAAGUGCAUUGACAUUUUGCUGCCAUUGUAAAGCAAUUGGUCAAUUCUUUCACCAUUUGUUUUCCUACGUCGUUCUGGUAGCGUUCGUAGGCUUGUACUUAUGCUUCAUGUUUGCGCACAUAUUACUAACAAAAUCAGCUAAAAAACAUCAGAGACAAUGAUUUUACCAGCACGAGGAAUCAACCUAUCCACUCACAUUAUGUUCUUGUGGUUUUUGUUUGUUGUUUUAACGAAGCUUCUUCUUCGGGAAUUCCUCCUCUAUUGCAAAAAGACGAAGUCAAAACUGCGACGUUAUCAAAACAUACGUUUUAAUUCACCUGAAAACAGAAUCAUGUCUGGUUUUCAAUUGUGUAAGGAACUUAAAUACGCCUGUGGUGUAUGCAUGCUGAGAUAAAUUAACAUAUCAAGAAUAACUCAAUUAAAAAUAAAAGUUAUUACUAUGGGAGUAGAAUACGUUAGGGAAAAUUACAUUUUGCUUUCAAGAAAAAAAACGAUACUUGUAAAUAGUGUAGUCCGUAAAGGAGAACCGCAGAUCCUUCGUUGUCGUCGAGAGUUCUUUCGUUGAAAACGGUUCUCAUGUUUGAGUUUGUGUGGCUUAGUCUAUAGGAAAGCGUUAUAUUAUAGGGAAAAAGGGAAAGACUAUACCUUGUGCUCGAGAGUCAUGUAAAACAAGACUGUGUGUACGUGAUGGUGAUGUGAAUAAAACAUCGUAUCUGUUUGUUUAAUAUUCGCCAUAUGUUCAAAAAAUACGCUGCCGCUUCCUGUCUUUUGUGACAAGGGAGUAUACAUUUUGUAAAUUGGUAGGGUUAUUUCAUUGUCGGUGAUUUUAUGCAAACUUAUCAGAUUUCUCCAGAUGUGAUCGAGUUCAUUUCCAAGUUCUGUGAUCAGUCCUAGUCUUCAUUAGAUUGAUUGAACCAACAGUAGCAAAGGAAUGUCAAAGCUUGUCACUUGGUUUGAUUGACAGCUCUUGUUGGUACUUUCGGCUUAAAAAGUCGUCAUCGGCAAACGGUGAUCUAAUAAAAGUGCUAUCGUUGAACAGGACAAUUGCUAGUAUAGCACUUAACAAUAAACUACUUUUUCAAUAAAAACACGCUACCAAGUGCAUUGACGAAAGUCUGGUAGUUAAACUCGCUAAGUUUUGGGAGGGCAAGACAAACUCAAAAUCCGAACUCGGAUCCAACUGUGUGGUUUUCAUGGCGUAUACUGAAUGUAUUGGGAGGCAUUGAACGGCAUUGCACGAGUAAACUGCAUGUUUGUAUCGUGAGUAAUUUGCAUAAGGAACUUCGCUUCCGCUUUAAUUCUCUAUUAAUUUGUACACAUUUAUGCAUUUUUAUGCAUUCAACAUGCCAUAAGGUUUCUUCUUUCAGUUUUAUGACAUAAAUAAUACAUUUAUCGUAUAAUUCAUAUCUCUCCUUUCAUGUUGAGCCACAAGGUUUCAGAGUCGAUGUUUUGGUUGCGAGACGAUCGACUCGCUGCUUUAGUUUCUUCCCAUUUUCGACUUAAUCAUCACGACGAAGUUUGUUUUCGGAUUUGCCCUGUGGACGAAGUUGUAUGUAGGCAAUCGACAAUGGGUUCUACCUUGAUCACCGUAAUCAAUUAUUCUGGAGCUGUUAUUUUAGUCCUGGCUGUGUUGGAGAAUCUGCUGGUGAUGGUGGUGUUAGCAGCAACCAGCCAUCUCCGCAUCAAGUACUUCGCCUUCGUCUUCAGUCUCGCCCUGGCCGACCUGGCGUUUUCUGUGAUGGCAAUUGUCUAUGCCCUAAACAGGGCACGAUUCCUUUCUGCCCUUCUUCAGUCGAGUUUCUUCGUUUCCGUGCUGAUGAUUUUAGCAGUGGCUGUGAACCGCUACCUGGCACUGACUAUCACGCCGCCCUCUCGCUAUGACGCGUUGGUGACGCGAUGCCGCCUGGUAGUGGUUUGCCUUCUCCUUUGGUGUUUCUCCCUCGCACUUCACUUGCCGGUAGUCUUGGUGGCAUCUGACGAGGUUCGCUUGAUUCUAUCAGCGUGGUCUAGAUCUAUGUUAGUACUCGCUGUGUGGAUCGUGACCGCUGUGCUGUACCGCUUCGUCUUCAGAAAGAUCAAGAGCUACGUUCCCCCGCUUGCAUCAAGCCCAGGUCUCUCCAUCCCUGAUGACUCGGAACAGGCCGCUACUCGUGUUCGUCAGACCCGUCGCCUGUUGGUCACUUUCUCCAUCAUUCUUGUGACAUCAUUCAUUUGUUGGAUCCCUUUCAACGUCGGCCAGAUAAUGGAGUAUUUCAUCAAAACUGGUCAGAGCACAAUCUCCGACGAUACCUUCAAUAACUACAACUGGGUUUGCGGUUUUAUUUAUUGUCUGUCUCCAGCUAUCAACCCGCUAAUCUACUGGUGGCGUUUGGAUGGUUUCAGGCAGGGCUUCAAAGAACUGUUCUGUCGCUGUCUGCUUCAGAAUCAAGAACAACUUGUGGAAACGGUUGAUGGUAACGAAAACCAGCAAAAUACCGAAUCCACGCAUUGGAUAAAAAAUGACAACAAAUAGUUUGUCGAGUGUUGCCUGACUCGCCUCAUAAUUUGGUUAUUUUUCUUCAUAUAAUGUUUCAAUUCUAUCACCAUUUGAUUUCCGCCGGUAUCUUGCUGAAGUUCGUAGUCGUGUAUAUAUACAUGUUUAUGUUUGCGCACAUAAUUUCUAUCAACAUCUACAAAGAAAUAUCAGUGACAAUCAUUUUGCCCACACGAGGAAUCGAUUUUGGUUCCCUCAAAUAUGCUCCUCUUUUUUGAACGAAGCUCGUGCAAAUUCCUGUUUAAACACAAAGUCCUCUAUCGCAAAAAAAGGUCAAAGCUGUGGAGUUAAGUCAACAAUAAGUUUUAAUUCGUCUAACAUUACACGCAGUAGUUUAGUUUUGGGAGAGGUGUUCUCGGAUGCAGUCUUGGCGUUCCAUACGUCGCCCGCCGACUUUCAUAUUAAAGUCACACGCCAACGUUCAAAGGUAG
Patiria miniata (bat star) is the source of this 3368-nucleotide messenger RNA. Its product is annotated as melanocortin receptor 5-like. Gene Ontology annotation, molecular function: G protein-coupled receptor activity. The coding region runs from base 1822 to 2916 and encodes 364 amino acids. The record is from RefSeq and is a predicted model, not a curated record. The transcript has 2 exons. Gene Ontology annotation, biological process: G protein-coupled receptor signaling pathway. Lineage: Eukaryota; Metazoa; Echinodermata; Asteroidea; Valvatida; Asterinidae. Gene Ontology annotation, cellular component: membrane.